Molecule: messenger RNA, 6071 nt
Organism: Linum tenue
Lineage: Eukaryota; Viridiplantae; Streptophyta; Magnoliopsida; Malpighiales; Linaceae
Source: the annotation of a GenBank genome assembly
AUGGCUUCUCGCUUAUGGAUUGUAACGUUCGUGGUUUUCGCGUCCUUGACAACAGUCUGCAGAAGAGUCGAGUCCGCAUAUGAGGCCGAUAGGAUCGUGAAGCUACCAGGGCAGCCAGAGGUUAGCUUCCAACAGUAUGCAGGGUACGUAACCGUCGAUGAAACCCAGCAGAGGGAACUGUUCUACUACUUUGUUGAAGCUGAGACCAACUCCACUUCCAAGCCUCUUGUUCUCUGGCUCAAUGGAGGACCUGGCUGCUCUUCUAUCGGAGAUGGAGCUUUCUCCGAACAUGGCCCGUUCAAGCCUAAUGCAGCAGGGAUUCCAGUCCACAAUGACUAUAGCUGGAACAAAGAAGCAAACAUGCUAUACUUGGAAUCCCCAGCAGGAGUUGGAUUCUCAUAUUCUGCCAACACCUCUUUCUAUGAAUUAGUAAAUGACACCAUCACAGCGAGAGACAACUUGGCCUUCUUACAACAAUGGCUAAUCAAGUUUCCUGAAUACAGGAACAGGGAUCUUUAUCUCACCGGAGAAAGCUAUGCCGGACACUAUGUUCCACAGCUAGCACAGCUAAUCGUGGAGUCGAGAUCAAAUCUCAGCUUGAAAGCCAUAGCGAUAGGAAACCCAUUGUUGGAGUUCAACACAGAUUUCAACGGUCAGGGAGAGUACUACUGGUCUCAUGGCUUGAUAUCCGACGAAACGUAUCACCUUGUUAACACAAUCUGCAACACAUCCCAGAUCAGGAGACAGGCUGCGGAUGGCAUUCUUUCUGAGCAGUGUGAACUGGUUGCAAAUCAACUUGCUGCAGAAAUUCCUACAAGGAACUUUGAUAUUUAUGAUGUUACUUCUGAUGUUUGCAUAUCAGACAGUGAUUCCCAGGAAGAGCACUCUUCAUUAGCAGCCAGUUUCCAUCCAUUUUCAUCGCUCAAAUCCAACCAAGGCUCUCUCAGAAAGCUGGAAGCCGGAGAGUCCAUAGACCUCUGUAUAGAAGAUGAGACACACACUUACCUGAACAGGAAAGAUGUCCAACAAGCUAUGCAUGCCAAGCUUGUAGGCAUCCCCGGCUGGAAGGACUGCAGCAGUGUCAUGAAUUAUGAUCAUAACAACUUGGAGAUUCCGACAGUUGGAAUCUUAGGCUCAUUGGUGGGAUCGGGGGUUCGAGUACUAGUCUACAGCGGGGAUCAAGAUUCGAUUCUCCCAUUCAUGGGGACAAGGAUUCUGGUGAAUCGUUUGGCUACAGAGAUGCGACUGAAUACAACCGUACCUUACAAAGCAUGGUUUGAUUAUGACAAACAGGUCACGGUCGCGCACAUAUCGACCUCUGUUUCCUCCAUUUCCAAAGAUGAUGUCGGCAAAUGGCGAGGAUGCCGAUUGAUGAGGACUGGCGAGGCCAACGACCCUGAAGGACGCUGGAUGACGAGGUCACUGGGUCUUCUAUGGAUUGGUCGCUGGCUCCACCUAAAUCUUGCAGCUUUUAAUGCACUUUGCUUAACUGUUGAAUCUGCAUACGAAAGUGACAGGAUUGUAAAGUUACCAGGGCAGCCAAAGGUUAGUUUCCAGCAGUACGCAGGGUAUGUAACUGUUGAUGAAAUUCAAGGAAGGAAACUUUUCUACUACUUUGUUGAAGCUGAGACAAACUCCACUUCCAAGCCUCUUGUACUGUGGUUUAAUGGAGGACCUGGCUGUUCGUCUGUUGGAAUUGGAGCUUUCUCUGAACAUGGCCCUUUCAAGCCAAAUUCAGCAGGGAUUCUGGUCAAUAAUGCAUAUAGUUGGAACAAAGAAGCAAAUAUGCUAUACCUGGAAGCGCCAGCAGGAGUUGGAUUCUCGUAUUCUGCCAACGAAUCUUUCUAUGGCUCGGUAAAUGACACCAUAACAGGUCAUUAUAUCCCACAACUAGCACAGUUAAUUGUUGAGUCGGGAUCAAAUCUCAGCUUGAAAGGCAUCGCUAUAGGAAACCCAUUGUUGGAGUUCAACACAGAUAUCAAUGGGGAAGGAGAUUACUACUGGUCGCAUGGCUUGAUAUCAGAUGAAACCUAUCACCUUAUCAACACAAUCUGCAACACCUCCCAGCUCCAGAGACAGACUGAUUCCAGGUCUCUUACUGAGGCAUGUCAAACCGUUGCAACUCGACUUGGUGCAGAAGUUCCAAGAGGCUACAUCAAUAAGUAUGAUGUCACUUCUGAUGUUUGCUUAUCAGAUGUUGAAUCACAAUUCGGUUCCCAGAAACUGGCUUUGGCUGCCAGUUUCCAUCCAGUUUCGUCUCUCAAAUCCAAUAAUCAAGGUGUUCUUACAAAGACGACACAUGGUGAGUCCAUAGACCUUUGUGUACAAGAUAAGACAUACACCUAUUUGAACAGGAAAGAUGUCCAACAAGCUAUGCAUGCCAAGCUUGUACACGUCCCCAGCUGGGGCAUCUGCAGCAUUGAGGUGGGCUAUGACUUGGACAAUUUGGAGAUUCCAACAAUUGGCCUCGUUGGUGGGUUGGUGGGUUCAGGAAUUCGAGUACUAGUCUACAGUGGUGAUCAAGAUUCCGUGAUCCCAUCCACUGGGACGAGGACUCUGGUGGAUCAAUUAGCAAAAGGGAUGAGACUAAACACAACAGUGGAAUACAAGCCAUGGUUUGAUUAUGACAAACAGGUUGGUGGAUGGACACAAGUUUAUGGGGAGAACAAUAAGUUAUCAUUUGCAACCAUCAGAGGAGCCUCUCACAUGGCUCCAUUCUCCUCUCCCAAGAGCCUGUUUUGGCCCAACGUCCUGGGCCCGGUCCAGUUCCGCAAUUACGAUAGCACUUGAAUUGUUGAGUCAUCAUACGAGGCUGAUAAGAUUGUGAAGUUGCCUGGCCAGCCAGAGGUUAGCUUCCAGCAGUAUUCGGGUUAUGUUAUUGUGGAUGAAACCCAACAGAGGAAACUCUUCUACUACUUUGUUGAAGCUGAGACAAACUUUACUUCCAAGCCUCUUGUUCUCUGGCUAAAUGGUGGGCCAGGGUGUUCCUCUAUUGGAGCUGGAGCUUUCACCGAACACGGCCCUUUCAAGACAAAUGGUUCAGAGGCGCUCCUGAAAAAUAACUACAGUUGGAACAAAGAAGCAAACAUGUUGUACCUGGAAUCGCCAGCAGGAGUUGGAUUCUCGUAUUCUGGCAAUACCUCUUUCUAUAAAUUAGUAAAUGACACCAUCACAGCAAAAGACAACUUGGCAUUCCUACAACAAUGGCUAAUCAAGUUUCCUGAAUACAAGGACAGAGAUCUUUAUCUCACCGGAGAAAGCUAUGCCGGACACUAUGUCCCACAACUAGCCCAGCUAAUUGUGGAGUCGCGAUCAAAUCUCAGCUUGAAGUUGAAGGGCAUAGCAAUAGGGAACCCAUUGUUGGAUUUCAACACAGAUUUCAACGGCGUAGAAAAGUACUUCUGGUCUCACGGUUUGAUAUCAGAUCACACCUAUCACCUUCUCAACAAAAUGUGCAACAGCUCCCAGCUCAGAAGACAGGCUGCUUCAGGCUCUCUUUCUGAGCCCUGUAAAAUGGUUGCAACUCAACUUAGUGCAGAGAUGCCUAGCCAGAACUUCAACAGAUAUGACAUCACUUCAGAUGUUUGUUUGGCAGACAAUGAUGGGUCAUCAUCCAAACUGUCCUUGGAAGCAACUUUCCACCCAUUUGCAUCCCUCAAGUCCAGCCAAAGUACCAGCAGAAAUCCGUCAAUGCAGAAAGUUGGAGAGUCGGCCAUAGACCUUUGUGCAGAAGGUGAAAUCGACAAGUACUUGAACAGGAAAGAUGUUCAAAAUGCUAUGCAUGCCCAGCUUGUAGGCAUCCCCACCUGGAGAAGCUGCAGCUAUGUGAUCAAUUAUGACCGAAACAAUUUGGAGAAUCCAACAAUUGGAGUGGUGGGCUCAUUAGUGCGUUCAGGAAUCCAGGUACUAGUUUACAGCGGGGAUCAAGAUUCGGUGCUGCCAUUCAUUGGGACAAGAACUUUGGUGAAUCGUCUGGCCAAAAGGAUUGGUUUGAACACAACUGUGUCAUACAGGCCAUGGUUUGAUGCUGAAAAGCAGGUGGGUGGAUGGACCCAAGUCUAUGGUGGGAAUAAGCUUGCAUUUGCAACUAUAAGAGGAGCUUCUCACCUGGCCCCGUUCUCAUCACCAAAGAGAUCCCUCUCAUUGUUUGCUACCUUUUUAACUGGGAAACCAUUGGCAACUUAAGAUCUCUCAACUGGGUCAUGGAACAUUGCAGCCUUUGACAAACUGUUUUCAACUGUGAUUUCUGAUUUCUCCGAGUUGUAAUUAUUUCGAUCAUUCUUUUAUCUUUCGAGGAGUGCAAGUUUCGUUCUAAGGGUAUACAAAAAGAUUCCGCAUAUCCAAUUGUCUCCAGAGUAAAGAACAGCAGUUACAACAAGGAAGUUGAUGCUCUCUCAUAACAGGAGAACCAUCUGCAUUACUCUCGUUGGCUAUAUUUUGGAUGACAAGCUUUCUGUUAAGCAUUAUAAAACUGAGCUGGAAGUCGUGGGGUAAGGACGACCUGCAAUGGAUUGGUCUUAGAAAGGAUGAUUCCCAAGUCUUCAGUCAUAUCCACAGGCUUAUCUCCAGGGGUACUCCAAUGGAACCCUUGCAAUAGUCUCGCCAAGGUCAGCUGUGUAGCCUGCAUCCCGAAAUUGAUCCCCGGGCAUCCUCGUCGGCCCGACCCAAAUGGGAGAUACUCGAACUGAUGUCCGAAUAUUUCGAUAUCGGCAUUGCUCGUCAGGAAUCUUUCCGGCUUGUACUCGUUCGGGUCGGACCAGACGUUUGGAUCCCUGUGCAGCUUCCAGAAGUUCGCAAAGAACUGAGUGCCCUUCGGCACGUGAUACCCUUUGAUCGUGAUGUCCUCUGAUGCUAUCCGAGGCAAUGAAAGUGCACCCGGCGGAUACAUUCGCAAUGUCUCUUUGAUCACAGCUUUUAAGUAUGGCAAGUUGUCAAUGUCGGAAUCGUCCACCCAUCGAUCUCUCCCUACUGUGUUGUCGAGCUCUUCCUGAGCUAAAUGCAACGCUCGCUUGUAGUUCAACAAGUUCGAUAGGCUCCACGUCAGCGUAAUCGCAGUCGUAUCAGAGCCCCCAAAGAUUAAAGCAUGAGCAAUGGCCUUGACGAUGGUCUCGCGCUUGUGACCAAAGGCAACUUCAUCUUUAAUUUCGGAGAGCAUAACGUCGAUGAGAUCGCGAUUACUUUCGUCGCCGUCGUUGACAACCUGUUUCUCCUUGUGCUCGUCGAUCCAGCUCUGCAUGACAACAUCCAGCUCCUUGAACAGCCGUUUCAUCGCCUUCUCGGCUCCCCGGGGCAAGACCCACCGGAGAAUCGGAAUCAAAUCGGAAGGAACCGGAGUACCCAUGACCAGCAUAAAUUCCCUAAUCAUUUCACUGAUUGGCCGCCCGCCACUAAAAUUGGAGACAGAAUGUUGCUCCUCGUAAUUGGACUUGUCGAAGUACCUCUUCCCGGCGAUAAUCCGAGUCAUUAUGUUGAUGACGCAGCUGUGGAUCCCCUCGCUCACCGAAAUCACUGUCUUCCCGCCGCCGCCGGCCUUGCUCUGUUGGUAGAGGUCGUGAAUUAGGGAAUCUAUCUCCGAGAUCUGGACGCGGCGGAGGGCCUUGAUUCGGUUGGCGGAGAGGACCUCGGAGAUGAGAAUCUUCUUGAUGUAGCGGAAGUAGUCGCCGUAGGAGGCGAAUCCGAAGAGGGCGUAGUUGUAGCCGAGGAUUUGGGCCUGGGUGGAAUCGGGCCGGAAUGCGAGGGCCCGGUCGUUGGCGGUAAAGCAUUCCUUGACGGCGUCAUAGUCGCUGACCACCGCCGUCAAGUUGUUGGCUCCGAGGCGGAUGGUGAAGACGGGUCCGUAUUUGUCGGAGAAGGAAGCCAGCUUCCGCGCCAGGGGCUGCUUCCCGCCGAGGAGGUGGAGGUGGCCCAACAAGGGCAGGGCGCCGGGGAUCUCCGGGAGGAAUUUGUGGCUGGGUUGUCGUCUUUGCCUUUUUCCGAACCACCGUAGGUGGAGGAAUACGGCGAUCGCUAUGGCGACGAGGAUUUCCGGGAGGUGUAACGAAGUCGCAUCCAUGGCUGCUUCUGGUUGGUGG